CGCUCGAGGAGGGGCGGGGCCGAGGGGCGGGGCCUCGAGUGGCCCGAGGUGGCCCGGCUGCUGGGUCGGAAACCGCGCAGUCCGACUCAUCAAGUCCAGGGUAUGGCGUCCCCACGGGAAUUGACCCAGAACCCCUUGAAGAAGAUCUGGAUGCCGUACAGCAAUGGGCGGCCCGCUCUGCACGCCUGCCAGCGCCGUGUUUGCAUGACCAACUGCCCAACGCUCAUUGUCAUGGUCGGCCUGCCCGCCCGGGGCAAGACCUACAUCUCUAAGAAGCUGACUCGCUACCUGAACUGGAUUGGUGUGCCCACCCGAGAAUUCAACGUUGGCCAGUAUCGCCGGGAUAUGGUCAAGACGUACAAGUCUUUUGAGUUUUUCCUUCCAGACAAUGAAGAGGGCCUGAAGAUCAGGAAGCAGUGUGCACUGGCAGCCCUCCGUGACGUCCGGCGGUUCCUCAGUGAGGAGGGGGGCCAUGUGGCGGUUUUUGAUGCAACGAAUACCACCCGAGAACGGAGAGCGACCAUCUUUAAUUUUGGGGAGCAGAAUGGCUACAAGACCUUUUUUGUGGAGUCCAUCUGCGUGGACCCCGAGGUCAUAGCUGCUAACAUCGUGCAAGUGAAACUGGGCAGCCCUGACUACGUGAACCACGACAGUGACGAGGCCACGGAAGAUUUCAUGCGGCGCAUUGAGUGCUAUGAGAACUCGUACGAGUCGCUGGAUGAGGACCUGGACAGGGAUCUGUCCUACAUCAAGAUCAUGGACGUGGGGCAGAGCUACGUGGUGAACCGCGUGGCCGACCACAUCCAGAGCCGCAUCGUGUACUACCUCAUGAACAUCCACGUGACCCCCCGCUCCAUCUACCUCUGCCGACACGGGGAAAGCGAGCUCAACCUCAAGGGCCGGAUCGGCGGGGACCCGGGCCUGUCCCCUCGGGGCAGGGAGUUCGCCAGAAGUCUGGCCCAGUUCAUCCGUGAUCAGAACAUAAAGGACCUGAAGGUCUGGACGAGCCAGAUGAAGAGGACCAUCCAGACAGCCGAGGCCCUGGGUGUGCCGUACGAGCAGUGGAAGGUCCUCAACGAGAUCGACGCGGGUGUCUGUGAGGAGAUGACCUACGAAGAAAUUCAAGAUCAUUAUCCACUGGAAUUUGCCCUGCGGGACCAGGACAAGUACCGGUACCGGUACCCCAAGGGGGAGUCCUAUGAGGACCUGGUCCAGCGCCUCGAGCCUGUCAUCAUGGAGCUGGAGAGGCAAGAGAAUGUGCUGGUCAUCUGUCACCAGGCCGUGAUGCGCUGUCUCCUGGCCUACUUCCUUGAUAAGGCGGCAGAGCAGCUGCCCUACCUCAAGUGUCCGCUGCACACCGUCCUGAAGCUGACCCCUGUGGCUUACGGUUGUAAAGUGGAGUCCAUAUUCCUGAAUGUGAUGGCUGUGAACACGCACCGGGACAGGCCUCAGAAUGUAGACAUCUCGAGGCCCCCGGAGGAAGCCCUUGUCACGGUCCCUGCUCACCAGUGACCAUGUCUCCUCCACUGCCACCCCCAGGCAGAUAUUGAGCUCUGCAGGUACGGUCAUGACAGGCCCCCAGGCCCGUGUGACAGUUUCUCUGCUGGAACAUCCCAGAGGCCAUGCACUGGUCCCCCUGAUUCCUCAUCGAUGGUGACAGGGUUAGACGUCGUGCCCGAUGGGCUGCUGUAAAGCUUUGGCCAGACUGGAUCUGCCCGGGGGUGCCCCUCCCGUCCUGCCCCGCCAGGAACCGGAGAGCCGCCGAGGCCCGGCCCUCGUGUCGGAGCAGCUCGUGAACGCCGUGGGCUCACUUCAGCAGAAGCCCACAGGGGGUGCGGCCCUUGUGGUCACCCCUUCUCGACCGUGCAUACGCUGGAACAUUUGGGGGAGCUGGGGGCCCAAGCCACCCCUGCCCCAUGGCUGUCCCGGUGAAAGCACAUGAAGUCGGGGUGGUCGUGUGAACGCCCUUUCCUGUGCCGACCCAGGUGCUCGAGGAAGAGGCUGCCAUCCCGCCUCUCCGUCCCCUACUGUGCUCCCCUCGCUACCUCUGCCCCGUCACCGCUGUGUCCACACAGGAGCGGACCCUGGUGGCCGAGAAAUGCAUUUGCUGUGAACCAUUCAGAGAAACAAGCCUGUCCUGGCAUUCGCUGCCCUCCGCCCAUGAGACCGAAUAGGGGACCGGCAGGAAGGCGGGGGCACCCUGCCCAGGGGAGGAUUUUCCCAGCAUGGCACAGCUUCGGCUUCCCGUGUGUGGGAGCCUGGUGUGAGAACCACCCCGGGGGGCUGCCAUCUGUCAUACACCCCUGAGUUCCUUUGGGCCCAGGGAGGCAGGCUGGCCUCCCUGGGUGCCAGGGUCCUGGCUCCAUCUUGUCUCUGGGCAGGAGGCAUGGCUGACAAGUUGAGAAACUGCGUGAGGGGGUGUCUGGAUCUGUAGUCGGAGGCCCUGCCGUCCACAAGUGGGUCCUGGUCCGGGAUUCUGAGCCCACAUUGUACCUGAAAACUUCCCUGGCAGAAUAGCCCAUCUUUCCCAGCCUCCUGGGGCUUUGCAGCCUGUAGGUACCACCUGCCCCUGAGGGGAACCUGUGCCCCCGCCCCGGCUGGUCAUCUCAGCCUUGUGCACUGCAGUGGCCGUGGACAGACCUGGUGGAGGGCUGGGGCAGGAGCUUCUGGACUUAUGACUGCCAGAGCCCCUAGCCCUGAAGUCAGGACCAGAGGACCAUGCCACUGCCUUUGGGACGUGGGGACCACAGCCCUUGUUUCCAUGUCCCCCAGAGUUUCGAUGACUUGGUCACUUGGACAUGCUUGCUUGUUGGCCUUGGUGGGUCUCUUUGGUUGGCGCCAUGUACGUUGAGACGUCCCCACCUCUCCAGGACCGGCUGGCCGAAGCACAACCAGCGAGGGCAGUCAGGAGCUGCUGGACCCAGAGUGUUACGAGGACUGGGAUUGGGCAGAGGGAAGUCUGGGGGCAUGGCAUUGCUUGGGGCAGAUCCUCUCCGCCUCUGCCUGGAGUGUUCUCUGCAUGGGCAGCCACCCACUGGUUGGCUGCCAGGUUUUAUCCAUGACGGUUCUCGUGUCAAAACAUUUGUGUCGAAGACACAUGUGCUUGUGUCAAAGACAUUUUCCCAUUCUCCCUGGAAUGGGUGAUGGUUGGUGGAUCUCAGCUGCAUAUCACACUGUGUCCAGCAUUCUUUGCAAUAAAUACUUAAAGAAAAAAUUGGGGCGCCUGGCUGGCUCAGUCAGUAGAGCAUGUGACUCUUGAUCUCCGGGUUGUGAGUUCAAGCCCCAUGUUGGGCCUAGAGCUUACUUAAAAAAAAAAUUAAAAAUGAGAAUCUAAGGUUGUAGCUUGUGGCCAUCUCUCCAUUUCUGAGGUAUUUUCAGCUGGUUCUGAAGACUCCCACAUUGAGGUCUCUCAUAGGUCUGUGUUGGGAUCUUCAGUCCAGCUCCCACUUCCAUGCCUACCCCUCUCUGGAGAGGAAGCUGUCUUGUCCUGGAGUUAGUCUUGGGCCUGGUGCCCAUGGGCAGGGACAGGGCCGAGUUUUCUCUGGGCCAGCCUAGGAUUCUGGGUCCUCGCCCAGGAAGCAGAUGUGUGAAGGGGCAUCUGAGGUGGAGGACCGUUAAGGGGAAAUUAUGGGUUCCAGAUCAUGGCAUCUUUGGGGAGCAGAUGGAACCAGGGGCUGGGUCAAGGAUGGAGGGGCGGCAGGGCGUUGUGAGUGGGAGCGUGUUGGCUGGUUCUGCCCUGUUUUCUUUGUCACCUGCCUUUGGGUUGGGGAAGAUGGUGACAGGCAGGGUUUUCCCUUUCUCCUGGUCCAGGACUUCACUGGACUCUGCAUGCUUCCUGCGCUGGGGCCAGGCUGUUGGAGGGCAAGUCGCAGGGCUGCUCCUCAGUGGACACGAUGGGGCUGGACAUGUUGGCUGCCCAUCUGCACCUCUCCCAGUGCGUCGGGAUGGAGGUAGCUGUGGCCAGGCUGCUUCUGUCAGGUCCGAUGUUGCCAGUAGCUAUGGCUCUGCCUUACCCAAUUGUGUCACGAUCAGUGACAGAAACCUCUGGCCUUCAUCCCCAAGUUCAGCGCGAUUUCAGCUGCGAUGGUCUUCCUGGUGGUCAAGAUUAGGGGACAGCUUGAUGGUCCUCCCCCCGUCUCUGGACACUGAGGUCCUGGGUGGACACCUGACCUGAGAGGCCUCAGCACUUUUGGGAGAAGAUGUUAAAGACUUCUAAUAGCAAAGCAACAGCAGAAGGAAUAAGAUCUAACACUACGAGAAUUUUUCUUCAGGUCCAACAUUCUACCACAGCCAUAGGAAGAGGGAUUAUAUUUCGUCGUAUUGAAAAAUUGUAUAGCAUUUUGGGUUGCUAGGAAACAAUGACCAUCAUUGGAUGUUAGGGUCAGAGGACAUUUGGAUAGAAAGAAAUGCUGUUCCAAAGGCAUAAGCUUUAGCAGGGAUGUCUGGCUGGCUCAGUCAGUGGAGCACGUGACUCUUGAUCUCGCGGCAGUGAGUUCGAGCCC
Mustela erminea (ermine) is the source of this 4502-nucleotide messenger RNA. It is a transcript of the gene PFKFB4, whose product is annotated as 6-phosphofructo-2-kinase/fructose-2,6-biphosphatase 4. Gene Ontology annotation, cellular component: cytosol. Gene Ontology annotation, biological process: fructose metabolic process; fructose 2,6-bisphosphate metabolic process. NCBI's taxonomy places the organism in Eukaryota, Metazoa, Chordata, Mammalia, Carnivora, Mustelidae. The coding region runs from base 103 to 1512 and encodes 469 amino acids. The transcript has 14 exons. The record is from RefSeq and is a predicted model, not a curated record. Gene Ontology annotation, molecular function: fructose-2,6-bisphosphate 2-phosphatase activity; 6-phosphofructo-2-kinase activity; ATP binding.